Messenger RNA from Penaeus vannamei (Pacific white shrimp), 738 nucleotides. RefSeq names its product cuticle protein AM1239. Gene Ontology annotation, cellular component: chitin-based extracellular matrix. The record is from RefSeq and is a predicted model, not a curated record. Lineage: Eukaryota; Metazoa; Arthropoda; Malacostraca; Decapoda; Penaeidae. Gene Ontology annotation, molecular function: structural constituent of chitin-based larval cuticle.
GGCUGACCCGGAGGUGGGUGGGGCCUCGUGGUAUAUAAGCCUUCUAUCUCGAGCUUCCGUCACAGUCGACCGAACGAUAUCUGAAAAUGUUCACGAAGGCAGUAAUCUGUGCUCUCCUCGCGGUGGCGGCCGCGGCGCCGCAGGGCUACCGCGUGCCCACUCCCGCACCCACCUACGGCGGCGGCCCCGUCGUGCCCAUCCUCGUGGACGACCGCCAGGGGCCCGAUCAGUUCGGCAACUACAACUUCAACUUCGAGACUGGCGACGGCAUCAGCCGCCAGGAGCAGGGCGCCCCCCAGGGCGAGCUCGGCGCCGUGGCCUCGCAGGGCGGAUGGAGCUUCACCUUCCCUGACGGCAGUCCCGCGGUGUUCAGCUUCGUCGCCGACGGCGCUGGCUACCAGCCCCAGUCCGACCUGCUGCCCACGCCCCACCCCCUCCCGCCCACGCCAUCGCCCAGAUCGAGAAGGCCCGCCUGGAGGACGCCGCAGCCGCCUCAGGGGCGCGCCCCCAGUACAGCGCCCCCCCUCCCCCUAGCACCGGCUACUCCUUCCGCCGCUAAGGACGCCGCCCGCGCCCGCCGCCCGCACGCGACGCCUCUCACCCGUCCUCCGACAUCGCCCACCUCCGCCUCCCUCUCUUGCCCUCUCACCUUCCCUUUCAUCGAACAGUAUUCUCGCUGUGUGCUUAUCUUCACCAUGUUAUUGUAUCAUAGUAUUAUAAUAAAAUGAACGAAUCAUG